ACUCUGGAAAAGCUGCUACGGAUGCCACGGUCCAGUUUGAUGUAUCUGCUUGCCUUUACUCACGCACCAGCACAAAACAAGUUAAUAACACAAAACUUAACCACACUUCUAAACCCGAAAGAAGUCACAUUCCUUUUGCCUCACCUGACUGUAAAUAUAAGCUGUGGCACAUGUCACAUCGCUUUCGAUGAUCCGCAGUUACGAAUGCACAGAGAAGAGCUUUUCGAGACAGUUUGUGCAGCUGGUGGAAUCGAAAUUAUUGACCCUAUUCCACCUCCAGUCUUCAGCUUUUCUAUCUCACAGGAAUACAGGAUUUCGGGAGUACCGCUAUCUGUAUCUUGUACCACAGACUAUUUGCCGGAUGAUCUUGGGGCUGGUAUCAGCACACUGACAAUAUGCUUAAGUAGUGCAUCACAGCUAUCUAAACUAAGCGAAAAGCGUCCAACUUUACUGCAAAUAAACGACACUUGCCUACAACUGAUUGUAUCUAAGACAGAGUUCAUCAAUCACAUUUCGAAUGAGGUCUCAUUUUUCGUCAAUACACUCAUGAAUCUGGACGAAACUUUGGAUGGAAUGAUGCUGUUGUGCUUUCGGCGUCUCGGAGGGCAUGGGUCUAGAACUCCGGAUUCAGUCAACUACACGGUGAGUAAUAUGACCAUAUUAGCGCCUCGCAUUGAGGAACCCAUAUUAAAACCUAUCUCUUGGCCCACACUGGAAAAUCGAGCAGCUCAGUUUGAGUGCAGUUCUGGAGGAUUCGCUCUUCAACUGGAAGUGCUCCUCGUCAUGGCACCUCGUAAACCGACUAAUCAAACUAAGCUCCCGGUUCUGACGCGAACAAAAGUCCAUCCUAAACGUCCGAACCUAUUGAACUGGUAUGAGAUCCCGCGAAACAUGGAAGGGAGCCAAAUUUUCUGUAUUGUUUGGCAAGCAAACGAGACAGAGAGCACAAAACGCUGGCUGCUCGGUGUACCACCGACUUCUGACCUGUUGAAAAUUAGUCAACCUAUAGAACUGCCUGAUCUGAGUCCCGACUGUCCAGUAAAACCAGAGUUAUACACCACACCAACGCCGGACUCCAAAUCCAUAAGAAAGGGCGACCAAGUGGAAGUGAACUGCACUGCCCCGAUCACUUCAAAGAACCUACCUCUCAAGUUAGUUUACACAACAUCCUAUCUCAUCUAUAUUGUUUGCAAUCUCGGUCAUCCUGUGGGACAGCAAUCUUCAAUCCCGUGUUUGUUCGUUGCCGCAACAGACAAGAGCUGUAACCAGGUCACGAACGUCUCCCCUGAUCCUCAGUCUUACAUUGUUUCCUGUUCAGUCACUGUGAAUUCGGUCGACCAAAAACGUCAUCUUUGGAUUCAUCUGGUAAUAACUCAGCUGCGGCUCGAUGACGUGAAUGCCCAUGUAUUUUGUGAAACCAUUUCUCUCCAGGCGGAUGAAAAGGAUAUGACCGUGAGAAGCCCCAGUAAGGUUGAAAGCUUACUAUUCACUAUUCCUCCGAGCAUUGAGUCGUUCCGGUAUGAUGCAGAAACACGGACGUGGGAAUGUGUAGCAGUAGCCAUGCCACCCAUUGUGUCCGGUUAUAUUCGAUUUGCCUCGUCCGAUACUCCACACAUAGCUUACGCGUUGAAGAAAUAUACGUCAGUUUCAAGACAAUCCAGCAAAAACUUACAGCAUAAAGAUGUGCUACCAGAAAAUACAUCCGAUUUCGUGAACGUUCAAAACUUCCAAUCAGUCAUCACUUUCAAACCAAAGCGGUCAAGUCUUAAAGCACUACCUCCUGGAAACGUACUGGUAGAGUGUAAAUUCGGUGGGCUGACAAGAAAGCUGCAGACCAGAAUCACUACUUUUGAUGAUCCAGGUCGUGAAGCUGGAGCAGCGUACGUCCACUUGUGCGCCGUUCGUGGUCCAGAAAUCACACACCUAACUCGGAUGUCUUUUCACCGUGUAAUACGUUAUCCGUGGUUUGAUUACGACAGCACCCUUCUUAUUGUGUCAGUGUUCAACUGGACAGAUAUUACGCCCAACCCAGGGGUAUUCACCAUUCGUGAGGAGAAACUUCAUGGGCUGUGGACAGCUGGACAGUGGCCUCGAAUUCACGUCAGUCUCAAAGCAGGGUCCAUGCAGCUGUUGCUGGCUAUCGAAAUGGUCAACAAUACUGUA
Messenger RNA from Opisthorchis viverrini, 2163 nucleotides. RefSeq lists its product as hypothetical. The record is from RefSeq and is a predicted model, not a curated record. The transcript has 2 exons. The annotation marks the transcript as partial. NCBI's taxonomy places the organism in Eukaryota, Metazoa, Platyhelminthes, Trematoda, Opisthorchiida, Opisthorchiidae.